AUGAAUAAAAUAUAUUUCCCAAAAAGAAGAAAGAUUUUUUUAGUAUCCUAAGACAACAACUGAAUCUUAAUUACAAACAACUCGAUCAAUUGCUAUAAAUAAUAUUUUUUCAAUGGUCAGUCAACCAAUUAUGAUGUUCCUAAAAUUAUAGUUAAAACAGAAGAGAAUGAAGGAAUUUCAAUUCCAAAUGAGACCAGAUUUAAAAAUUGGAAUGAUGUAUUUCGUGAUUUUUUAUCUGAAACCUUAUUGAAGAGUAAAUAAACUUAAUUAAAAAGAAAUACAGAAACUUCAAUAGAUAGAGCUUAUUUAUAUGAAGUUCCAUUAUAGUUUGAUAAUGCUCUGUCAAUAAGUCCUUCUAAAAGAAGUAAUUUCACUAAAUCUAUCAUGAGGGAAAUUUUUGCUCAAGAAUUUGUAAUUAGAAAAAAUUAAUCUCAAAAACUUGAUAAAUUAAUUCCAUCAGUUAUCAAGACAAGAAAAAGACUAAAAAAUUAAUGUGUAUAAAAAGAUAGUAAUUAUUAUUAGAACAUAUCACAGAUCAGCAGUAAUAGAUGAAGGGAAUCAUGAUGUAGCCUUUUUAUAAUUAUUGGAUGAAAAGAAUAAAGUGAUGCUUAAAAAAUAACAGGCAUUAGACAGAUUUGAUAUUAUUAGAGAUCUAAUAGCAGAAAAGAUUGAAAAGAGAGAAAAGGAAGAUCUUGUUUAAAAGAAGUAGAGAAUAAAAAAAUUUUGGAAUGAUCAAAUAAAUGUAUGAUAUAAGU
Paramecium pentaurelia is the source of this 755-nucleotide messenger RNA. NCBI's taxonomy places the organism in Eukaryota, Ciliophora, Oligohymenophorea, Peniculida, Parameciidae. The record is from the annotation of a GenBank genome assembly.